AUGUCCGAUACUCAGCUCGCUGAUCAAUUCCUAUACCAAUCUUCGCUUAAGAGCGAUCCGGCCGUUAAGGUCAGCUCUCGAAAGCGUGUGCCGUACGUCAUCGAUCUAAACCAGGGUUCGUAUGCGAAUGGUAUUAUUACGAUUGAUGCUACAGCUCAGCUUAAUGGGGCUGAGGGAUUUGCCUGCCUCAGAGAUGCCUACGUUGUCAUUCCGUACAAGGUGAGUAUGAAGAAUACUCAUGCUUCUACUGCGCUUGCUGCGGCUGCCAACCGACUGAGCGUUGGUCUCAAAUGCGGUAUAUGGAAUGUUAUCGAUGGUAUGUCGCUGGAGCUUAAUGGUAAGAGCUUGAUUUCGAUGAGUGAGUAUAAGCUGUUUGCUAACAACCUUCGUGCUCAAGCAGAGACCUCUGUAAAUAAGCAUGGUGCUGAGGAUUUCUUAUUCCCCGAUAGCUCUGGCUCGUUGUUAUUCUCGUCUGCUACAAGCAGCCUGUAUGGUGAUGGUUAUUCGAAUACGGCUUCGGAUAUCACUCCUGCUUUGGGUACGGCUUCUACAGGUGCUGGAGUUCUUGCAUCCAACGAAGGCUUCGUAAAGCGUCUUCUAUCCAAUCCACCUACAGCAGGCGGUCAGAACACUAACGGUUGGGUUAGUAUCGCUUCUGGAGCUGCGAACACUAUUGCGAACCAGUUUGGGCGAGGGGCCUUCCUUGAUCUCAUGGCUAAUCCUCAGAUCAAGCUUCGUUUCCGCGUAAAUCAGGGAUCGGCCGUAAUCAACCUUAGCACUACUAAAGCUAUGUCGCUUUCAUCGACUACGCUUGUUUCUGGUCAAUCAUGCCCGAUCAUGGUAGCCUCUUCGGCUGGGUCUGCUCCUAAUAGUGGCGUAUUUAAUGCUACGACCGCAGGUCAGAUCUCGGUGGCAUGGGGUGCUAUUACCAAUUCUCUUGAGCCAACCAUUGAUAGCACCUAUUUCCCUUUUACUACUACUCGUCUGUACGUACCAUUCCUUGAUCUCGAAAAUCCUCAAGCUCUGAUCAGCAAGCCUAACAAGACUGUCCGAUACAUGGAUUACUAUGCGCAAUGGUUCUACCAACGCGCAGGUACUGGCGUCAGCUCUACUCAGCUGAACACUGCAUUCGAUCUACAGCUCUCUACUAUUCAGCAGUUCCAGUCGUGUUUCGAUAGUGCCCCUUGGACUGUUCAGCCUGGUUCGUCGAUUCGCAACUUUAAUGUUCGUAUUGGUUCGCAGCAAGUAUUUGAUAUCUCGUAUGACUAUGAUUUCCAGGACUUCAUCAAUGAGUUCGCUAAGCUUGGAUCGAUUAAUGGUGAUCUAACUAAGGAACUAUCGAAUGGUCUGAUCGAUUACCAAACCUGGCAGCAAACCAAUCGUGUGCUUGUAGCAGACGUAUCUUGCUUUUUACUAUGA
Messenger RNA from Phytophthora sojae, 1419 nucleotides. RefSeq lists its product as hypothetical. The record is from RefSeq and is a predicted model, not a curated record. The coding region runs from base 1 to 1419 and encodes 472 amino acids. Lineage: Eukaryota; Oomycota; Peronosporomycetes; Peronosporales; Peronosporaceae. The transcript has 3 exons.